Messenger RNA from Paraphaeosphaeria sporulosa, 1506 nucleotides. RefSeq names its product alpha-L-fucosidase 1. Gene Ontology annotation, molecular function: alpha-L-fucosidase activity. NCBI's taxonomy places the organism in Eukaryota, Fungi, Ascomycota, Dothideomycetes, Pleosporales, Didymosphaeriaceae. The record is from RefSeq and is a predicted model, not a curated record. Gene Ontology annotation, biological process: glycoside catabolic process; fucose metabolic process. The coding region runs from base 1 to 1506 and encodes 501 amino acids. Gene Ontology annotation, cellular component: lysosome. The transcript has a single exon.
AUGUUGCCGUUUCUUAGUACAGCGAUAUGGCUUGCUUUAACAGUCGUCGCAGAGAUUGCACCUGCUCCAUACUUGCGGACACCAUCAUCCCGCCAACUAGCGUGGCAUCAGCUUGAAUACUACGCAUUCAUACACUUCGGACCUAACACCUUCACCAACGAAGAGUGGGGACGCAGUCAAAGCACACCAGACGUAUUCAACCCAACUGCAUUAGACACAGACCAAUGGGCGAAGGGCUUAGCAGAUGCGGGAAUGACAGGCAUGAUUCUGACAGCAAAGCAUCACGAUGGCAUGGCGCUGUGGGAUACAAACACCACGACGUACAAGAUUGGGAACGGGAAGUGGGCUAAAGAUCGCGUCGCAAAUGGACUCAGUGCGGAUGUGGUCCGUUUGGCAGCCGCGUCAGCGCAGAAAUAUGGCAUCAAAUUUGGCAUUUACCUCUCUCCAUGGGAUAUCCAUCGGGAUCCAGCUAUGCCGAAGCCCAACCUAACUGGAACAAUCUACGACGAACCCCAAAUCUUUGGCGACAACACUACAGGCGACUACAAUGAUCUGUAUGCACGCCAAUUGACAGAAGUUGUAAAAUUGAAGUACGACAACGGCUCACAAGUUCCUCUGUUCGAACUCUGGUUGGACGGCGCAAGUGGCUCUGACACAGUGCAGACGUUCGACUGGGCGCGGUUCCGCGACAUCAUCCGCGAGAACCAGCCCGACGCUGUGAUGUGGGGACACCAAGGCGUGGAUGCACGAUGGGUUGGCAAUGAGGAUGGCUACACGGUGUCUACAAACUGGCACACGAUCAGCAGGACACAAGACCAAACGCAUUACGAGGGCGAAGAACUGCAGACCGGAGUUCGCGAUGGACUAUACUGGACUCCUGCAGAAGCCGAUGCGCGGAUCCGCGAUGGCUGGUUCUGGCAUGCCAGCGAGAAACCGAAAUCGCCGGAUGCACUGAUGAAGAUGUACAUGGAGUGCGUGGGACGGAGUGUCAGUCUUCUACUUGACGUGCCACCGGAUACCACUGGGCAGAUUGCCAAAGAGGAUCUAGAAAUGCUACAGCAGUUCAAAAAGCAACGCGAUGCUUUCUUGAACCGUCCGCUGCUCACUCCUGAUCUCAACGUCAGUGCAAGCAGCGUACGCGGAGGCCAAAACAACAUGCAAUUCGGUCCGGCGAACGUGCUUGACGAUAACACUGACACUUACUGGGCAAUGGACGACAAUCAGACUACCGGGUUCUUGGAGAUUCACCUCGACGGAGUGUAUAGUAUUGACGCUAUCAUACUGCAAGAACACAUAGCUUUGGGACAGCGCGUUGGCGGUUACCUGGUCGAUGCGGGUGUGGAUGGAGCGUACAGCAGGAUUAUCAAUGGCACAUCGCUGGGUUAUAAGCGGAUUUGGAAUCUGACGACGAGUGUGGAGGCCAACGACAUACGGUUGCAAAUACUGCAGGCGAACGCAACACCUUUGAUUCAAAGUGUACAGGCACUCGGGUCUAAACAGAAAUGA